Messenger RNA from Rhinocladiella mackenziei CBS 650.93, 1233 nucleotides. RefSeq lists its product as uncharacterized. The record is from RefSeq and is a predicted model, not a curated record. The transcript is spliced from 3 exons. Lineage: Eukaryota; Fungi; Ascomycota; Eurotiomycetes; Chaetothyriales; Herpotrichiellaceae. The coding region runs from base 1 to 1233 and encodes 410 amino acids.
AUGGGCUCCAUCAUCGGUUUGACGGCCGGUCUUUACGGGGCUAUCAAUCUUCUCGGGGCUGGAGGUGGUCGCCCAAACUCGGCGCAGACGAUUCAAACCGUGAACGCUACGUUGUGUGCCGUUUUCGCUGUCUCGUCGGCAUUUGGAGGUAGUGUGUUGAAUACCCUUGGGCCUGCUAUAACGGCACUUCUAGGCAUUGUGGGCUAUAUCUUGUAUCUCGGCAGUCUGUGGUACUUUGAUCAGACGGGCAAUGAGUGGUUCCCAAUCUUCGCUGGGGUGAUAAUCGGAGUCAGUGCACGAGUCUAUUUACCGCGCGAACACUCACCAUUGACUAACUCUCACAGUAGAUUUCCGGAGCCUGAUCUACGUGACGAUGGGAUCUAUCUCGAUGUCAUACUCACAGGAACAAGAACGAGAACAUUUAUUGCGAUUUCCGUCAAUCUUCAAGCUACCGGGAUGGCUAUCGGGGGACUCAUUCCUCUGAUCAUCAAUCGCAAGUCUCAAGAAGUGGCCGGCGUUCCUACGGCAGUUUACAUUAUUCUGAUGUGUCUGAUGGGAGCUGCUUGUAUCCUCGCCUUAUGUCUUCGGCCUGCCUCGAAGGUCAUUCGACAAGAUGGAACUCAGGUUGCAACUAUCCGCUCUCGUGGCUACUGGGAUGAACUCCGGUCCAACUUGGAAGUCUUUCGAGAUUGGAAGGCAUUGCUCUUAGUCCCGGCUUUCCUCCCAUCAGAAUGCUACCUGGUCUACAACGGAUCCGUCAACGCCUACCACGACGACCUACGAGCAAGAUCUCUCCUGUCAUUCUGCUCAGUCGCCUUGCAGAUUCCCGCCGGCUACGGCCUGCAGAAACUUUUGGACCAUAAGACCUGGACACGCCGCAAAAGAGGCUUUGCUGGUCUCGCCGUCGUCGGCGCUCCCCUAAUGGCAGCCUGGAUCUGGGAAAUUAUCCGAGUCCACAACUACGACCGCAAGAAUCAUCCAAUGGACUGGAGUGAUCCCAAAGUCGGUGCCAUUUUUGUCCUCUUCUGCCUGAAUUGGGUCUCCUGCGCGCUGUUCCAAUAUAUCAUACUCUACUUCCUGAGCUGCAUGACGAACUCACCUCGCAAAGCAGCCAACUACGCUGGCUUGUACCGCACGUUCUUGGCUGUCCACGAAGGCUGUCCAUUCACUCUGUCAAAUUUCGAAAUCCUCGUAGAUGUUCUUCCACCCUCACAUCCUGAUUUCGAGGGGUAG